AUGCCAGAGACGCAGUCUGGGAAGUUGUCGAAUACAACUACCAAGGAAUACCAGUCCUCCACGCUCCAAAGCCGGGACAGCUUCAGACUUCUGAGACUUUACCCUCAAACUCCAAGCGCUGAUAUCAAGUGUUCCUUGAAAGAGGUGAACAUUGCCGAUAAAAGGGGGUAUGGUGCUGUGUCUUAUGUGUGGGGUGUUCCGAACUUGACAAGAAAGAUCUACUGUGGGAAUGCGUACAUUGGAGUGACUGAACACAUUCAUGCUCUGCUUCGACGAGUAUGCAAUUCUUCCAGGGAUGUAUAUAUUUGGAUCGAUGCAAUUUGCAUCAAUCAGAAAGAUCUGACGGAGCGCUCAACGCAAGUUUUGCUCAUGCGAAAGAUCUUCUCUGAUGCUGGACAAAUACUUAUCUGGCUAGGAAUUGAUCCUGGGCCUGCCGCCCCGGCUUUUCAGAUUAUCUCUGACUUCAACGUCCUUUGCGACAAAGCUCCGAAGGGAGCUUUCAGAGACAACAAUCAUGAACGUCUGCAAUCAGCUGAGGACCUCCAUGCUUUCGUUCAAGGCUCGAACGGCCGCUCGAUUGCCAAUCUCUUUCAACAUGACUGGUUCCACCGAACUUGGACAUUUCAAGAGGCUUUCAGCGCUCGGCCACGUGCAGCGCUAGUGCUUUAUGGGGAUUAUGAUAUUGAGUAUGAAGAGCUCUCAGUCUUCGCUGUCUACAUGUGCAGCCUGGCAAUCCAAGGAAGUCUCCAAACCCACCGGGCGCGAAUGGGCGUCAAUCAUGUCGUGAAGAUCAAGCAAUAUGCCAAUAGCGAGAAUACGCUUCUUGGGCUUCUUAAGAUCACCCAUGCAAGGCGCGCAACAGAUGCUCGAGAUAAGAUAUAUGGAUUGGCCUCUCUUGUGGAUCCGAAAGAGCUUCCAUACCCUCCAUCUUACGAGAUUGAUGAUCAUACUCUUUUCCGCGAUCAAGCAGUCCAUAUGAUCAAAAGAGCCGGAAACCUUCGACUACUUGAAUCCUGCAUCUUCGAAGAUACAGUUGCUGCAGGUCUGCCUUCUUGGGCUCCCUCAUGGGCACCGACAGAUACCCUCGUGACAGCGUUUCAUCACGAACACGAACCAUUCUGUCCAGGACCCGCGGUAGACCCUACUCGAACGCCACGAGUUGAUGGUGAUAUUCUCAAAGUUUAUGGCGCUGUAGUAGAUGCCAUCCGGAAACUAGGCUGCAAGAUGGAACUUUCAGAUUUUGAGAGUAAUACCACCUCUUUCGCAGAUCAUGAAAAUGUCAUCGAACUACUCCUCGACCGAGAAUCAAAAGAGCUCAGAGAUCUGGCGACUGCCUACGGAUCGCCAGAAAUGAGGGAGCUCGCACGAGCGCAAACGCUUAUGGGUGGAAGAAACCGAGAUGUAAGUAGAGCUGAUGCCGAUGCUGCCAUCAAAGUACGAAACCAUCGUCGCGUCUCUGAAAGUAACGGCGGAGGCGCCAGUUUCGGUGACUACUCGGUAAACGAUCGUGCCUGGAACGAUUUCAAUGAAGUGGCCUACCAAUUGAUGCAUGCCGCAGAUGGUCGCAGGCUUUGCUUAACCAAGUCAGGACGACUUGGAUGGGUGCCUCUGACCAGCGAAGAGGGUGAUGCGAUCAGUGUGCUGUCUGGAUCACAGGCCGCUAUUGUGCUUCGCCAUCAAGAAGACAACAGGUAUCAAGUCAUAGGCGGAAGCUACAUCCACGGCAUCAUGGAUGGUGAGGCUCUCAAGGAACCAGGUCAAGAUGACCAACUAGGCUUCCUGCAAUUGGUAUAG
Messenger RNA from Bacidia gigantensis, 1794 nucleotides. RefSeq lists its product as uncharacterized. The transcript has a single exon. Lineage: Eukaryota; Fungi; Ascomycota; Lecanoromycetes; Lecanorales; Ramalinaceae. The record is from RefSeq and is a predicted model, not a curated record. Bases 1 to 1794 code for a protein of 597 amino acids.